Molecule: messenger RNA, 2987 nt
Organism: Callorhinchus milii (elephant shark)
Lineage: Eukaryota; Metazoa; Chordata; Chondrichthyes; Chimaeriformes; Callorhinchidae
Product: ubiquitin protein ligase E3 component n-recognin 7
Exons: 11
Coding region: 219-1508 (429 amino acids)
Cellular component (GO): cytoplasm
Molecular function (GO): ubiquitin protein ligase activity; zinc ion binding
Source: RefSeq, a predicted model, not a curated record
CCCUCUCUCACUGUCUCAUUCCCUCUCUCACUGUCUCAUUCCCUCUCUCGCUUCCCUUUACUUUUCGCGCCAUAGACUUUAAACAAUAAUAAUAAUAAUAGUCGGGGUCGGGGAGGAAGAGGAAGAGGAGGGACUUUUUUUUAUUUGUGUGCGUUUUAAAUCGCCCAGAAGGCCGUUUCCUGCCGGAGUGUGAGUGAGUGAGUGAGUGAGGCUGAGGGAUGGCGGGCAGUGAGGGCACCGCUAAGCGGCCGCUGGAGGACGAGGAUCCCAUCGUGUCGUUGGCAGAGGUUCUGGAGCAGAAUCAGGAGUUGGAGAACGAGGCGAGUGCCGUGUUGGGCGGCAGCGACUCCGACAAAUGCUCCUAUUCCGAGGGCUACGUGAAGAGACAAGCGUUGUACGCGUGUAAUACCUGCACACCAAAGGGAGGACAGCCUGCUGGCAUCUGUUUAGCUUGCAGCUACAAGUGUCACGAAGGCCACGAACUGUUCGAGUUGUAUACCAAAAGGAACUUUCGUUGUGACUGUGGGAACAGCAAGUUUAGUGAUCUGCAAUGCAAGUUCUUCCCUGAAAAAGAAAAAAGCAAUCCAGACAAUAAAUACAACGACAACUUCUUCGGGUUGUACUGUAUAUGCAAGAGACCUUAUCCGGACCCUGAGGAUGAGAUCCCCGAUGAGAUGAUUCAGUGUGUUGGGUGUGAAGAUUGGUUCCAUGGAAGGCAUCUUGGCGUUGAUCUACCAGAGAACAUUGAAUAUCAGGAAAUGAUCUGUCAGAACUGUAUGAAUAGAUGCUCCUUUCUCUGGGCAUAUGCAUCGCAAUUAGCAGUGAACAAAGCAGAGGAUCCCGAGGACUCCAGUUCAUUGACCAAACCAGAAGACGGCAUUGCUGACGGGAGUGUGGUCCAGGAAAAUGGAGAUUCCUGCAACCAGAAAGUGCUGGAUUGUGCUGUGAAGUGUGAAGAGAUGGACAAUAAACCCAGUGAACCAUCCACAAGCUGCAAAGCGGAGAACAAGCCUGAGGCAGCGAAUGGCGACGAGGCGAGCUGCAGUGUGAAGAAGGAACCGAGUGCGGCCAAUGCCAAGUGCAGUCUACAACAGUUGAAAAAGAAAGAAUUUCUCCAGAGAGAUUGUGCCAUCUACUGGCCACACAACUGGCGCAACAAGCUCUGUACCUGCCAGCCUUGCACGACCUUGUACAAAGAGCUGCAAGUCUCCUUUCUGCUGGAUGAAUCCGAUACUGUUUUAGCCUACGAGAAUAAAGGCAAAACAGCCGAGGAGACUGACGGAGAGCGGCGUGAUCCUCUGAUGACGGCUCUGAGCAACAUGAACAGAAUCCAGCAAGUGGAGCUCAUUUAUGAAUACAAUUAUUUAGAAACUGAACUGAAGGAUUAUCUCAAGAGGUUUGCGGAUGAAGGAGAGGUGGUGACAAGUCAAGAUAUCCAACGAUUCUUUGAAGAACUUCAGUCAAAGAAGCGGCGGAGAGUGGAUGGAAUGCAGUACUUUUGCAGUUAAAUUGGAGAAUAUAGUGCUCAAUCAAGAUGUGCAGAUGUGAAACAGUGGACGGUUCAGUCAGUCACAAAGGCGCUUUUAGAAAAUAAGUCGUUGUUCCAAGUGCUUUAAUUUUCCCUCUUACGAUUUCAUGUUCAGUUCUGUUAAGUGUACGGCCUCCCAUUAUCUCCAGUCGAGGAAGGAUCGUUUGAAAUUUUGGCAAAGGUGUAGGAGGCAGAGAAUAACCAGUAAAUAUGCUGAUUUUUAAAAACAAAAAGUAAGGUAUCUGGCAGAGUGAACUAACUGUACUAGAAAUGAGUAACUUGUACCAUGUAUGCACAUUAGCAGGUGCUUUUGAACUAAAUUCAUAUAGAAUAAUCUGCAACAUAUGGGACUGUUGAUUUUUUUUUAAAAAGUGUUUCUCUUUCCUGUUCAUCUGUAAAGGUAGCAGUUAUGAAAAUAAUUCAGUUUAAAAAAAAGUUCUCCCAGUAACGAGGCAUCAGCUGGUUAAUCUUUGCACUUCAAUAUUUGUACAUGUGGGGUUUGCCCUUUAAAAGCAUGCAACACGGUGGUAUUGUUGCUCAGUCGCAAGGCUGACACUCCAGUGCUGCGUGUGGGGUGGGGACUGAAGAAAAUGUUCACAAAUAUACAAUCCAUUCACUUUACAGUCUAUUCUGUGAAGCGCUUUGAGACGUCGAGAAGACCGUGAAAAGCGCUAUAUCAAAUGCGAGGGUUAUUAUUAAUGUUGCAUUGUUAAAAGCCACUGUUGAGGUGGAAGUUUAAAACUUUUCUCCCAGUAUCCUGGCCAACAAAUCCCCAGAUAAAUUGAUUAUUUACCUUACAGAAAGUGUUGUACAGAUUGGGCUCCCACUUAAAGGUGUAGUACUCGAGGGCAUAAGUGGAAUAAUCAACAUAAAUUGGUACCUUCAGGAUUUUGAUUAAGGGGAAAGAAACAAAAUCAAUCUUAGUUUCAUCCUUUUGUCAACCAAUAUGCAUUGUGGCAAUUGCUGAAUUUAUUACUGAACAAGCUGAAUCUUAUUUACUAUGCUUUAGUAAUUACUGCUCAACUAGAUUAGCUAGUCAAAGUAGUUUCUAGUAAUGUCCUGAAUGAUACCCCUUUUGUUGUGGAUAAAGACUUCACUUGAAAGUGGCUGGAUAUUCAGUCAUGGACUGGUUUACACCAUAAAAUAGAAAUAGCCUUUAACUGAUUGUUUCUCUCUGCAUUUUGGUUUAACAUACUGUGCUAGUUUACUAGGAAAAAAUGCUGUGGCAUAUGACCUUUUAAACCACAGUAUUAUCUGGUGACUUUGCUAUGAUGGCUGCAAACCCUUUUGUUAAGUCAUUUUUAAUGCAGCUUCAAUUCAAAUCUUAAAGCUAGCAGGCAGGUCUAGCACAAAUGCUUAUGUCAGAAGCCAGCUUGAAUUUGCUCUAUUAGCAAGAAUAAUGUUCACUUGUGGGAUCAUUGACUGAUGUAACUACCAAUAAAAUGUUUGGUUACUUUGG